AGAAAAGAAAUUGAUCUGACCCAUCCCCAGAGGGAAAUUAUUGAAAGAACACAGAACACGUGAGAUAGUGUUGUAUAAUAAUUCUUAAAUUCGAAAAAACAUUUCUGUCCACACCUCCAAUUCGGUGCAAUCUUACAAACACAGACAAAGUUGCUUAAUUCAUCACCUUCUGCAACCGCUUCUUCUUCAUUCCCAUUUCCUUGCAAAAGGAACCACCCUACCAUGAGCAUCUCCACCACCCUUUCCUUUGACCCUCUCUUCAGCUUCAAUCAUUGUGUCAACAGAGAAAGAGAACCCUCCAUUCACAGUUCCAAGCCAAAGCUAUUCUCUCGUACUUCCUCCUCCACUCUCACCCUCUUCAACUCCAGCAGCAAUAACUGUACCCAUAACUUCGCCUCUUGGAAACCCCACAAGUUCCACACUCCAAAGUUUGAGGCUUUUGCUACAAACACUGAUACCCUCGAGUCCCUUCAGUCUUUUGAUGUCUUGUUCGACCAGACGUUCCCCAUCAACCGAACUGAGCUGGUGGAGGGAAAGAUCUAUGUAAGAUUGGAUCAUGGGAAGGAUUUGGGAAAUUGGGAGCUUACAGUGGGUUGCAAUCUAACAGGGAAAUGGAUUCUUCAUUGGGGAGUUUCUCAUGUGGAUGAUGUUGGAAGUGAAUGGGAUCAACCUCCUCGGGAUAUGAUACCACCUGGAUCUGUUCCUAUUAAGGACUAUGCAAUAGAAACACCCAUGCUGAAAUCAUUGUCGUCUGCGGAAGGAGAUGCUUUACAUGAAGUCAAGAUCGAUAUUAAACCCAACACUGAUAUUUCAGCGAUUAAUUUUGUUCUCAAGGAUGAGGAAACUGGUGCAUGGUAUCAACACAAAGGAAGAGAUUUCAAGGUUCCUCUGGUUAAUUACCUUAAGGAGGAUGCUAAUAUAAUUGGACCCAAAAAAGGUUUUAGUUUGUGGCCAGGGGCCUUGGGGCAGAUAUCCAAUAUUCUCCUCAAGUCAGAUGCAACGCAUGACAAAGUUCAAGAUGACAACACUGGAUCCCGAACUACACAAGUAGAAAAUAGUCAACUAGAAGGUUUCUAUAUAGAGCUGCCUAUUACCAAGGAAAUUAUCGUCAAUAACUCUAUCAAUGUCUCCAUUAGGAAAUGCGCGGAAACAGCUAAGAAUAAUUUAUAUUUAGAAACAGAUAUACCCGGAGAUAUUCUCCUUCAUUGGGGGGUUUGUAGGGAUGAUUUGAGGUGGUGGGAAAUUCCACCUGCCCCUCAUCCACCAGAGACAAUAGCAUUUAAGGACAGAGCAUUAAGAACUAAAUUACAGUCAAGAGACAAUGGAGUGGGAAGUUCAUUGCAGCACUCUUUGGGAGAAGAAUUUUCUGGAUUUCUUUUUGUUUUAAAGCUAAAUGACGGUACUUGGAUAAAUGACAUGGGAGAUGACUUUUAUAUCCCUCUCCCAAGAUCUAGUAGCUUAACUAUUGGCAAGAGGGAUGACCAAUUUGAGGGUGUGCAGAGGGAGGUGACGGAAGUCACUGAAGAGUCAGGUCAAGAGGAAUCUGCAUCUACAUUUACCGAUGAAAUAAUCAAUGAAAUAAGGCAUUUGGUGACAGAUAUUUCCUCUGAGAAGAACCGAAAGACAAAAUCCAAAGAAGCACAAGAAUCCAUUCUUCAAGAAAUUGAAAAGCUAGCUGCUGAGGCCUACAGUAUCUUCAGAAGUUCAGUUCCAACUUUCUCAGAGGAAACUAUUGUGGAAUCUGAGGCUGCUGUCGAAUCCAAGACACUAAUAUUUCCUGAAUUGCCUCCACAAAUAUCCUCCGGAACAGGCACAGGGUAUGAAAUACUAUGCCAAGGGUUUAAUUGGGAAUCUCAUAAAUCUGGAAGAUGGUACAUGGAGCUUAAAGAGAAAGCUGCAGAACUGGCAUCAUUUGGCAUUACUGUGAUAUGGUUACCACCCCCCACAGAAUCUGUUUCUCCUGAAGGAUAUAUGCCAAAGGAUUUAUAUAAUUUAAAUUCUAGAUAUGGAACUAUUGAUCAACUGAAGGAUGUUGUAAAAUGUUUUCAUGAAGUUGGAAUCAAAGUGCUUGGAGAUGUUGUUUUAAAUCACCGCUGUGCUCACUAUAAGAAUCCGAAUGGUAUUUGGAACUUAUUUGGAGGUCGUCUCAACUGGGAUGAUCGUGCAAUUGUAGCUGAUGAUCCACAUUUUCAGGGGAGGGGCAACAAGAGUAGUGGAGACAAUUUUCAUGCUGCUCCAAACAUUGAUCACUCGCAGGAAUUUGUGAGAAAGGAUCUUAAAGAAUGGUUAUUGUGGUUGAGGUUUGCAUUCUAGAUCCUAAUUUUCAAUGCCUUUUG
Messenger RNA from Vigna umbellata (rice bean), 2336 nucleotides. RefSeq names its product alpha-amylase-like 3 (gene AMY3). The record is from RefSeq and is a predicted model, not a curated record. Lineage: Eukaryota; Viridiplantae; Streptophyta; Magnoliopsida; Fabales; Fabaceae. Gene Ontology annotation, molecular function: calcium ion binding; alpha-amylase activity. Gene Ontology annotation, biological process: carbohydrate metabolic process.